AUGCAUAACGAAUUAGAGGCUCUAAAAAAGAAUAAUACAUGGACACUUGUCCCUCUUCCUAAAGUAAAAGGUAAUAACUCAAGUGAUAUCCUCAAGGUUAAAAAGUAUCUGCAGGAGCAGUUUGAUAUUAAAGAACUUGGGACACUCAAGUAUUUCCUUGGGAUAAAAAUUGCACAUUCUAUGAAAGGUUUGUUUCUUUGUCAAAGAAAAUAUGUCCUGGACUUAUUAAAAGAAACUAGUAAGCUUGCUGCAAAACCCGUAAAGACUCCCAUUGAAACAACUGCUAAAUUAAACACUGAAGAAGGUACACCUCUUCAUGACAUUAGUAUGUAUCAAAGACUUGUAGAUAAACUUAUCUACCUAACAGUUACUCGUCCCGGUAUAACCUUUGAAGUUAGCAAUGUAAGUCAAUUCUUGCAUGCUCCAAGAACUUCACACCUUUCUGUUGUUUACAGGAUUCUACAUUAUCUUAAAGCUGCUCUUGGAGUAGGCAUAUGGAUGAAGCGAAACAACUGCAUUGACAUUAUUGGUUAUACUGAUGCUUAUUGGGCAUGCAACUUUGAUAGAAAGUCCACUACCGACUUUUGUACAUUCGUUGGAGGAAAUCUAGUGAUGUGGAGAAGUAAGAAGCAAAAAACUGUUUCCCGUUCAAACGUCAAAGCUGAAUAUCGUGUUAUGGCUGCUACUAACGGAGAACUCAUUUGGAUUAAAUAUAUUCUUACAAACUUGGGAGUUGAGCUCAAAACCAUAAAAAUGUAUUGUAAUAACAAUGCUGCUAGAUAUAUUGCAUCAAAUCUAGUGUUCCAUGAGCGCACCAAGCAAAUUGAAUUGAAGUUGAUAGUCACUUUGUUCGUGAGAAGGUUCAAUCUGGUGAGAUUGAAACCCCCUUUGUACCUAGCAAAGAUCAACUUGCUGAUAUUUUCACGAAGGCUCUAG
Impatiens glandulifera is the source of this 936-nucleotide messenger RNA. RefSeq lists its product as uncharacterized. The transcript has 2 exons. NCBI's taxonomy places the organism in Eukaryota, Viridiplantae, Streptophyta, Magnoliopsida, Ericales, Balsaminaceae. The coding region runs from base 1 to 936 and encodes 311 amino acids. The record is from RefSeq and is a predicted model, not a curated record.